AUGACUUCUCUGCAAAGCUCUUCUAUACAAAAAAUUAAGCUUUUGCUUCAGCUGGAAGAGGAAGAGGCCACUGACGAUUAUGCGCAAGGGGAAUUGCUGCUUGAGUUGCAUCGACAAAGUCGUAUCCGGCCUCGAAGUUGUUGGAUUCGGUCUUGGAUCUGCAGGAGGAAUGAGCAGGGCCAUUUCAACCAGCUGAUGAGGGAACUAGAAGCUGAAGACCAAGAAGCAUUCGCAAACUAUUUGAGAAUAAGUCCUGCAAUGUUCAGUGAGUUAGAACAAAGACUCCAUGGGAGACUGGAGAAGCAGGACACCUUCUUCAGGGAAGCUCUUUCACCUGCACUAAAGCUAGCCGUCACCCUUAGACACUUGGCCACUGGGGACAGUUACAAAACGCUCAUGUAUAGUUUCAGGGUAGCCGAUAACACAAUUUCACUCAUAGUCCGUGAAGUGUGCUCUGCCAUCAUCGAGGAGUUCUCAGACGAGCUUGUUAGGUGCCCCACCAGUCCUCAAGAAUGGAAAACGGUUGCACAGGGCUUCGAAGAUCGGUGGAACGCUCCUCACACCAUUGGAGCCUUGGACGGCAAACAUAUUGCCAUCCGAUGUCCCGCUGAUAGUGGCUCCAUCUUUUACAACUACAAGGGCUUUUAUUCGCUAGUUAUGAUGGCCUUAGUUGAUGCCCAGUACAGGUUCCUGUGGAUCGAUGUGGGAGCUGAGGGAUCUACGUCAGAUGCGCAGCUUUUUAACUCUUGCGAACUAAGGCAACGCCUAGAAUCGGACACCCUUGGAGUACCCCCUCCAGAGCCCCUGCCAAAUGACGACGAGAACACCCCUUACUACAUCGUGGCAGACGAGGCAUUCCCGUUGAGAACAUGGCUGAUGAAGCCAUAUGCUAGAACAGCUAUGGCUAGAGAAGAGAGAGUUUUUAACUACAGGCUCUCUCGGGCUAGGAGAGUGGUCGAGAACGCUUUCGGAAUUCUCGCCAAUCGAUUCCAGUGCCUGCUUUCCACUCUCCGCCAAACCCCUGCGACUGUCAGAUUAAUCGUUCAAGCAUGUGUAUGCCUCCACAACCUGAUGAGAUCUCGAUACCCAUCCAUUCAAAAUCCAGCCCUUGACAUGGAGGAUGCCGAGCACAACCUAGUGCCCGGUUCAUGGAGAGGAGAGCAAACACUGGCUGACAUAAGACAACCAACUAGAGGUCGCCCGAUCACCCAGGCAGCUCAGGCCCAAAGGAAUUACAUCAAGGCCUACUACAACAGCCCUGCUGGUUCUGUUCCCUGGCAGGAGUCAAAGAUUUGA
Lytechinus variegatus (green sea urchin) is the source of this 1296-nucleotide messenger RNA. Its product is annotated as putative nuclease HARBI1. The coding region runs from base 1 to 1296 and encodes 431 amino acids. NCBI's taxonomy places the organism in Eukaryota, Metazoa, Echinodermata, Echinoidea, Temnopleuroida, Toxopneustidae. The transcript has a single exon. The record is from RefSeq and is a predicted model, not a curated record.